UGACUCGAAAAAGAGGGGGCGGAGGAGGAGGGAAAUCCGUCGAACGUUUCCUCCUUUUCCAGUCUCUGAUCUGUGAUAUAAACCAUCAUUUCAAGCCGCCUAGAACUCAAAAGUGCGCGAGACGCCAAGAGUGAUCGCAUUCAGAACGCAUUGGAUAUAAGCGCGAGCUUUUGUUUUUCGGCAGUACAUUUUGGAGGGGACAUAGAACAUCAUCUACGCCGCUUAUUUAUUUAUUUUGAUCACCCCUACAAUGUCAUCUACAGACGUGGAGAGCCUCCAGCCCGUCCCUCGGCAGCGCAGCAGGUGUAUGGACGUGUUCCUGCUCUGCUCCGUUAUCACCCUGUUCGUCCUGGUGCUGUCCGGAACCGCGCUCGGGUUCUGGAUGCUGAAAGACCUGCGCGCCGAGAUGGAACGCCGGCACCCUCCCCCCGAUGGCUCCAUUAGCCCGAUAAUCAGCGAAAUCCCCCCAAAACUCGACUCGUCCUACAAGGUGCAGAAUUUUGCCUACUUCUCUCCCGUUUACAGUGUGUUGGAAAACGCCAGCGUGGUGUGGGAGCCGAUCCAGUACGGAAACGCCAGCACCGUAGGCUCAAGCUACAGCUAUGAUGAGAAGAACGCAGUGCUGAAGGUGAACAAGGAAGGUACCUACUUCCUGUACACUCAGCUGAACCUGACCUGCGUUCAUCGAUGUGGUGAAGGAACCCUCAGCGUCACCUUCUUUGAUGAUGCGAACAACGAGCUCCUGACCUGCUCACUUCACCUGCAGACUGACCAUUCUCACCGUGUAGCGAAAAAAUGUUGGACAGUGAUUCCUCGUCUUACAGAAGGAAGCCAGCUGAUGGCCAGGAUGCAUGGCUCGGUGAAACCAGACGGAUGGAAGCUUGAGCUUAACCACUCCGGAUUCGGCAUGUUCAUGGUGGAUUAGAAUAUGGGGCAGAUCUUCACCAUCCAGUAGACACUGAGUAUGAACUAUAUAUGAAUCUAUAUGCUAUGACAGGGUGCUGACUCGAACAAUGCUUGAAGAAACCUCAAGGGUUCUCAUUUUUGCACUUUUAGAAAGGCGCUGAUGUGAAACGUACUUCUGUAUCACAAUGCCAGCUUAUUAGCGCGAUAUUAUACUUUUUUGUUUUUCAAUGGAACUUUCAUCUCAAAAACCUCUGGGGAUUUCUAUCCCAAAGAUGAAGCACCGAUGAUCUGAAGCUUCCAUGAUAACUGAUAACAGUAUUAUGCAUCCUGGAUAUUGCGUUAUGUUGGACAAUCGACGCUGCUUUCUCAGGAAGAACUUUCUCGAAGCACUAUUUAUAUUUUUAUACUAAUUAUAGUCAUCUAUUUAUAUACUGUUUGUACAUAUGUAUUUUUAUUCUUCUGAUAUUUAUGUCAUUUGUUACAAAACUGUUUUACUGUAAGACAGCAGGUUAUUUUUUACUGUUACACAGUAGCUGAAGAGUAGACGUCACUACAGACCGUAGCCGCCAACAUGGCUGAAAGCCGGCACAAAGCGCUAAUCACAGCUUAGCGCCUUGAAAUAGGAGCUCAAGAUGCCCUGUACGUGUCUUUAUCACAAUGUGGCGAAAACGUAAUGUCUCUCUGACGGAGACCGGUGAUGUGGUUUUAUAUUCAGGAAUGUAAUGCUAUCAUGUAGUCAAUAAAAGGGACUUUAUUGUACGUCUG
This is a messenger RNA of Hemibagrus wyckioides, 1671 nucleotides long. RefSeq lists its product as uncharacterized. NCBI's taxonomy places the organism in Eukaryota, Metazoa, Chordata, Actinopteri, Siluriformes, Bagridae. The record is from RefSeq and is a predicted model, not a curated record. Gene Ontology annotation, cellular component: plasma membrane. Gene Ontology annotation, molecular function: tumor necrosis factor receptor binding. The coding region runs from base 251 to 925 and encodes 224 amino acids. Gene Ontology annotation, biological process: positive regulation of cytotoxic T cell differentiation; positive regulation of activated T cell proliferation; immune response. The transcript has 3 exons.